AAACCCUCGCCUAUAUAUGCUCCCCUGUCUCGCCCGACGCACACCCCCUCGCUCUCGCCAUCUCCCCUUCCUUCUCUCUCUCCUCCCGGCUCUCGAUUCUCUGUAGGUACGAUCCGAAGGGAAGCUCCGCCGCGCAUCUCCAGCCAUGUUGGUCUACCAGGAUCUCCUCACCGGUGAUGAGCUUCUCUCGGAUUCGUUCCCCUACAAGGAAUUGUUUGAAGGAGUGCUGUGGGAAGUUGAGGGAAAGUGGGUUAUUCAGGGUGCAGUUGACUUUGACAUUGGUGCUAAUCCCUCGGCUGAGGGUGGCGGCGAGGACGAAGGCGUUGAUGAUCAAGUUGUCAAGGUGGUUGACAUCGUUGACACAUUCAGACUCCAGGAGCAACCCCCUUUUGACAAGAAGCAAUUCGUCACCUUCAUAAAGAGGUACAUCAAGUUGUUGACACCCAAGCUGGAGGGGGAGAACCAAGAACAGUUCAAGAAGAACAUUGAGGCAGCGACCAAGUUCCUUCUUUCUAAGCUUAGCGACCUUCAGUUCUUCGUUGGCGAGAGCAUGCAUGAUGAUGGCAGUCUGGUUUUUGCUCACUACAAGGAAGGUGCCACCGACCCGACCUUUUUGUAUUUUGGUCAUGGUCUGAAGGAAAUCAAGUGCUAAGAAACCGGGGGAUGCUGCCAAGUUAACCUAUGUGUUUUCUGUAGUUUUAGCUAUUUAUUGAAGGACGUUUAUUUGGAUGUUCUGUAUUGGAUGACUCACGGCUUCAAUAGGCCUGGUGUUUUGAUCGAAUGUUACUCUUGUGGUUUGAUGCGUCGUUUCUUCGAAAAUUCCUCUUUUAUUAACUUUUCA
This is a messenger RNA of Eucalyptus grandis, 841 nucleotides long. Its product is annotated as translationally-controlled tumor protein homolog. Bases 146 to 652 code for a protein of 168 amino acids. Gene Ontology annotation, molecular function: calcium ion binding. The record is from RefSeq and is a predicted model, not a curated record. Lineage: Eukaryota; Viridiplantae; Streptophyta; Magnoliopsida; Myrtales; Myrtaceae. The transcript is spliced from 5 exons. Gene Ontology annotation, cellular component: cytoplasm.